Trichoderma harzianum CBS 226.95 is the source of this 429-nucleotide messenger RNA. RefSeq lists its product as hypothetical. NCBI's taxonomy places the organism in Eukaryota, Fungi, Ascomycota, Sordariomycetes, Hypocreales, Hypocreaceae. The annotation marks the transcript as partial. The transcript has a single exon. Gene Ontology annotation, molecular function: sequence-specific DNA binding; methyltransferase activity; DNA-binding transcription factor activity. The record is from RefSeq and is a predicted model, not a curated record. Gene Ontology annotation, biological process: DNA repair; regulation of DNA-templated transcription.
CUCUUCCUGGACGACGACUCAAAAUGGCAAGCCGUCCAGACACGCGAUCCCGACGCCGACGGCUUCUUUGUCUACGGAGUUCGCACCACAAAGGUCUUCUGCCGCCCAACCUGCAAAGCUAGGCUGGCUCGCCGUGCAAAUGUGCGCUUCUACGCCACGGGAGAGGAGGCCAAGCAAAACGGCUGUAGAGCCUGCAAGCGAUGCAAGCCCGAGGUACUGGGUCUGAUGCCUGAGGAGGAAGCAGUGCAAAAGAUCCGAGCGUUUGUGCGGCACCAGCAGGCUGUCAGCGACGGGAACCGGGAUAUGGGAGAAAUGAAGAUGAGCCUGAGUCAAAUGGCGAAGAAGACGGGUCUAUCCAAGUGGCAUUUCCACCGCGUCUUCAAGAAGUGCGUGGGAGUCACCCCUGUGGAAUACUUGAAGACAUUACGA